This is a messenger RNA of Colletotrichum orchidophilum, 651 nucleotides long. RefSeq names its product pterin 4 alpha carbinolamine dehydratase. Gene Ontology annotation, molecular function: 4-alpha-hydroxytetrahydrobiopterin dehydratase activity. The record is from RefSeq and is a predicted model, not a curated record. Gene Ontology annotation, biological process: tetrahydrobiopterin biosynthetic process. Bases 1 to 651 code for a protein of 216 amino acids. NCBI's taxonomy places the organism in Eukaryota, Fungi, Ascomycota, Sordariomycetes, Glomerellales, Glomerellaceae. The transcript has 3 exons.
AUGAGCCCUUCAACCCUCCUCCUCCGCCGCCUCGCACUCUCAACCCCGCGACCUCUCACCAUAUCCUGUCGGCUCUCCAAAGCAACGUUCUCACCACCGACACACAGCAAACAUAGCAUCAUCCAGCAGCAAAUCGCAUCGCGGCACCAUAGAACUAUGUCAACCACAACCGCCACGGCCGCCGCCGCAGCCACUCCCGCGCCAGCGCCGCGCUUCUCCAAGGGCUCCGACGAGCUUUCGCUCUCUUCGACGCUAGAGACGCUGCUGGGACAGGGACGGGGCUGGGCGCUGGUCAACGACGGCGUGGCCGUCGAGCGGAGCUUCAAGUUUAAGAACUUUGCCAAGACAUGGGACUUCAUGACGGCCGUGAGCCUGCAAUGUAAACUCCACAACCAUCACCCGGAGUGGUCAAACGUCUAUAACACGAUCUUCAUCAGAUGGACGACGCACAACCCCAAGGGCCUGUCGGACAAGGACCUCAAGCUCGCCCUCAUCUGCGACGCCCUGGCCAAGGACUUUGGCGAGGUUGAGGGGCCGCCGGCGCCGCCGGCUUCCGAGGUCACCACUGGCGGAGAGGCCGUCAGCUGUGGCAUUCGGGGCUUGGCUGACAAGGCGGCGGGCACAGCCGGCGACUGCUGUACGCCGAAGUAG